This is a messenger RNA of Tripterygium wilfordii, 1933 nucleotides long. RefSeq lists its product as uncharacterized. The coding region runs from base 139 to 1788 and encodes 549 amino acids. Gene Ontology annotation, molecular function: nucleic acid binding; zinc ion binding. The record is from RefSeq and is a predicted model, not a curated record. The transcript has 4 exons. NCBI's taxonomy places the organism in Eukaryota, Viridiplantae, Streptophyta, Magnoliopsida, Celastrales, Celastraceae.
GUAAACCCUAGUUCUUAUACGAUUUGGAGAAACUAGCCAUCAAAGCUGCAACUCUGUGUGUUGAUUUCCGAUUUCACAUCAUCUCCACAAAUAGAGUGAAGACCAGGACGUUUUAUUGGAAACAUAUUGUUGGGUGAUAUGGAUAGAGGGAAACUUGUCCCAAGGAGACCCCUGACCAGAGCAAGUAACAAACUGAAAAGGGUAAGAAGAGAUGAUGGGUUCAAUGGUGUAGUGACUUUAGAUGAUGAUGAUGAUGAGGUGUUGGAUGAGUAUAUGGCUAGUUUUGAGACAACUGAUAGGACUGUGGAAAGUGUUGUACAAAAUAUUAUGACAACUGAAGCGUGUGUUGAAGAGGUGGAUGAUGAAGCUGAUCUGCAAGAUGAAGAAGAGGUGGUAGAUGAAGAAGAGGGUGAUGAAGCUGAUGUUGAAGAUGAGUUUGUGGAGGUCCCUGUUGGGGAUGAUGCAGGUGGAGAAAAUGAUAUUGAUGUUGAUGAGUUGAAAUUAGUUUAUGAGUCCGAUAAUGAAGAUAUUUUGUUAUUCGAGGAUGAUAGUGAUGGCCAACUGAGGAGUUACAUGGCAGAGGUGAUGAGGACUAAUAGGGGAAGCACAUGCAAUAUUACUGUGGAUAGAGCUACACCUGAAGAUCCUACUGUUUUCAAAAGGGCAUACAUGUGCUUAGCACCUCUAAGAGAUGGGUUCCUUGCAGGUUGUAGACCUCUAAUAGGCUUGGAUGGUUGUUUUUUAAAAACAGUUUAUGGUGGCCAGCUUCUUACUGCUGUUUCACACGAUGGCUGCAAUGGGAUAUUUCCAAUAGCAUGGGCUGUUGUUGAGAGAGAAAAUGGAGAUUCAUGGGAAUGGUUUCUCAGGAAGUUGUUGUUGGAUAUAGGAGGAUUUGAACGUAGAAGGUGGUGUUUUAUAUCUGAUAGACAAAAGGGUCUGGUACAUGCAAUAGAGACACUCUCCAAUGAUGAGCCUAGAUGCAGUAGCAAAUUGAGAAGGAGGGAACAUGAUGAGCCUAGAAGCAGUAGCAGAUUGAGAAGGAGGUAUCCAAGGAUCAAGUGUUCCAAAUGUGGUGAAUUAGGGCAUAACAAAAGAGGCUGCACUAAUCCACCAGCCCCUCAGCAACCUAUUGGCACUGAUAUGAGUGUUACUGAGCACGGUUCCACAUCAAUUGGAGGUGAUAGUAGAGCUGCAGGGAGAGGAUCAUCUGGCAGAGGAGCUGUUGCAGGAAGAGGUGUUAGUGGAGGAGCUGUAGGGAGAGGAUCAUCUGGCAGAGGAGGUGCUGUAGGAAGAGGUGUUAGUGUAGGAAGAGGUGUUAGUGGAGGAGCUGUAGGGAGAGGAUCAUCUGGCAGAGGAGGUGAUGCUGGAAGAGGUGUUAGUGGAGGAGUUGCAGGGAGAGGAUCAUUUGGCAGAGGAGGUGAUGCUGGAAGAGGUGUUAGUGGAGGUGUUAUAGGAAGAGGUGUUAGAGGAGUAACUGCUGGGAGUGGAUCAUUUGGCAGAGGAGGUGAUGCUGGAAGAGGUGUUAGUGGAGGAGCUGCAGGGAGAGGAUCAUUUGGCAGAGGAGGUGAUGCUGGAAGAGGUGUUAGUGGAGGUGUUGUAGGAAGAGGUGUUAGUGGAGUAACUGCUGGGAGUGGUGUAACAAGUGCUAGUCCUGCUAGAGUGACAAAAUCAAGAGCCUAUAGGCCUACCCUUACUCCAACUAUUCAAGGAUCCACUUCUACUUCAAGGUACAAUGCAAUCUUGAAAGCUUCUCAAGAAUCCGUCACCAAUCAAAGGAAGGAAGCAUAGAUUUGAUUUGCAUAUAGGUUUCAAAGUAUACCUCUAUUUUGUGUUCUCUGGAUGCAUUUCAUAGGCAAUUGUUAUUCAUCUUUUGUUCUAUCUGGAUACUCUAUGGAUACUCUAUUAUGUGGUUAUUUUGGACCUGAUUAUGAUG